UUUUCUUCCUCCCUCUCUCUCUCUCUCUCUCUGGGUGUGGGUGUUAAGAGCGAGAGGAGGAGGAGGAGGAAAGCAAUGGCGGUGGCCGCUUCGGUGGCGAAGAAGGUCAUGAGGCUCACCAUCUGCCUCUUCGGAGGACGCUUCAACUCUUCCAAAUGCAAAACGGCGGCGAAGAUGACGGUGGCGAGGAUAAAGCUGCUGAGGAACAAGCGGCAGGCGGUGGUGAAGCAGAUGAGGCGGGACAUCGCGUUGCUUCUUCAGUCUGGUCAGGAUGCCACUGCUCGCGUCCGGGUUGAGCAUGUGCUAAGAGAACAAAAUAUUUUGGCUGCAAAUGAGUUCAUUGAGCUCUUCUGUGAGUUAAUUGUCGCUAGACUUCAAAUCAUUGCAAAGCAAAGGGAAUGCCCUGCAGAUCUGAAGGAAGGCAUUUCAAGUUUAAUAUUUGCGGCACCGAGGUGCUCAGAGAUUCCAGAAUUGGCUGCAAUUAGGAAACUUUUUGAGAAGAAGUAUGGCAAAGAUUUUGUGUCUGCAGCGAUUGAGUUGCGACCAAACUGUGGUGUUAACCGGAUGCUAAUUGACAAGCUCUCCGUUAGAACCCCAUCUGGUGAAACAAAAUUGAAAGUAUUGAAGGAAAUAGCAAAGGAGUACCAGAUUGAAUGGGAUACAAAAGAGUCUGAACAGGAGCUUCUAAAGCCUCCUGAGGAGAAAAUAGAAGGACCACAAAAGUUUGUUAGUGCGGCCAGCUUCCCGGUGAAGCCCGUGGGUGUUCAAUCUGUUGAUCCAAAUGAACAUAGCGCAAGACCAAAUGGUGGCAACAGGGAAACUAUGCCAUAUGAGGACUCCGCAUCAGCCGCCGAAGCCGCUGCAGAAUCUGCCCGGAAAGCAGUUGCCGCCGCGCAAGCUGCUGCCUAUCUGGCAAACAAAGAACCAAAUCAAGCGACUCACAUUCACCAAACCCCUGCUUCAUUUGUGCAAAAUGAUUUUUCGAGCUUUUCUCACAAUCAGCAGGCAAAGGCUCCGGAGGCAACAUUCGGUCAUCCGAAUUAUGAAAAUUAUGCGAACAAUGAGGAGAGAAGGCAUUCCCCACAUAUGGAGACCGGAGGAGCUAAUAGAAGGCACAGCUACAACAGUGUUAGUUUCGCUCACCCGGAGUCAAAGUUCGACGAUGGAGUAAGUGUCGAAAAGUUCCGUUUUUCAGGAGACGAUGACUUGCUCUCUACCCACACUGGCGACGGGAAGAUGUAUCGUAGGCACAGCUACAAUGCUCCCUCCAAACGUUCGAACAUAAAGUUCGACGAAUCAGACUAUGAGGAAGAUGAAGAGGAGGAAGAUCCCUCCAGCGAAGCCUGCCCACCACCGGCUCGGCCUCCGCCACUAGCACCGUCUUCUGUUACACGAGACGCGGUCCCUCGUGUUCAUCCGAAAUUGCCGGAUUACGACGACCUCGCAGCUCGCUUCGAAGCGCUCAAGUAUCGGAAGUGAAGUGAUGAGUCUGAAUACAGUCCAUUGCUCCAUUCGCAUGCCACUUUUGUCCAUUACAAUUUCCUAUCUUGUCUACGCAGCAAUUCUAUUACGAGGACACUAAACAGAUGUAAAUUUGAUACAGUUUGUUCUUAAUCCAUAUCAUACGUUCGUUCCC
Messenger RNA from Syzygium oleosum, 1636 nucleotides. RefSeq lists its product as uncharacterized. Gene Ontology annotation, biological process: protein transport. Lineage: Eukaryota; Viridiplantae; Streptophyta; Magnoliopsida; Myrtales; Myrtaceae. Bases 76 to 1479 code for a protein of 467 amino acids. The transcript is spliced from 7 exons. The record is from RefSeq and is a predicted model, not a curated record.